AUGUUUAACUAUUACUCGAGAUAUGGCGUGAGGAAGACGGGUUUCUGGCAAAUAGACCACAUCAAUGCAGUAUUUAGAAAUGAUGUGAUUGCUUGGCUUACAACGUCUACAAGUGUUCUGAUAUUCCAAGCAGCUGUGGCCAAUACCUCACCUCGCGUGAAAAAUCUUUUCGAAAGGCCACUAAUAAGAGCGAAGUCAAGAGAACUAAUUAUGUCAGAGAAAUAUGAAACUAGUGAACUGGGAAAUCGUGAAGGUGUAAACGAUUUGGGACGAAGGACAUAUGCCGAAGUAGUUGUUGAAACAUUCAGUAACUUGGAAAUAAAUCGUGAGAUUGCACCUUCUUGUAGUGCACAAAUAUUACAACCAACUGCAUCAACAUCUUCCAUAACGACUGAUUUCCGAGAUUUGGAAAAUAUGCCAUUUUAUUCGGGUAAUCCAUUUGUCGAAAAAACAUCAGGUGUCAUUCAUUUUUAUAAAUGGAGUGAUUCAAGAAAAAAUGUUAAAGAGAAUUGUACGAUGCUUUGUAUGCUUCAUGUGCCUUCAUUGGUUAAUUGUCCGGAACUUUUAAAGUUUGUUUCACCACGUUUUCAGCAUAUUUCUUCAAUGAAAAUUGUCCGUGAUGCAACACCCAAUCAGUAUAUGGUUAUUAUCAAAUUCAAAACUCCAAAUAGUGCUACCGAAUUUUAUAAUGAAUAUAAUGGUGUGCGUUUCAAUGGAAUUGGGCUUGAAAGAUGCUUAUUAGCAUUCGUUGAAAAAAUCGAUUCGUUCUGGAAAGGUGAUCGCAAGGCUACAAUGGAUUGUUUAACCGAGUUGCCUUCAUGUGCAGUUUGUCUUGAAAGAUUGGAUGAUGGUAUACUAACCGUUCUUUGUAAUCAUUCCUUCCAUCAAAAAUGCCUCGAACAGUGGGCAGAUACUACAUGCCCAGUUUGUCGCUAUAAUCCAACUCCAGAAGUGAUUGAGGAUCAAAAAUGCUUUGAGUGUGGCAGAACAACGGAUCUCUGGAUAUGUCUUAUUUGCGGAAAUGUUGGCUGUGGGAGAUAUUCAGAUGCCCAUGCAUACAAACAUUUCCAGUUAACUUCUCAUACUUACACCUUAAAAAUUGGUAGUGAUCGUGUUUGGGAUUAUGCUGGUGAUAAUUACGUGCAUCGCUUAAUACAUAAUGCGGGCGAUGGGAAAUUAAUUGAGUUCCAACGAAAUCAAAAUGAAGUUAUGGGCGAUGAAAAAUUGGAAGCUAUUCAAUUGGAAUAUGCUUAUUUAUUAUCAACUCAGUUGCAAAAACAAAGAGAUUAUUUUGAGCAAAAAUUGGCUGAUUUAGAAAUGAAAUUUAAUAAAUUCGAAGAAAAUUGCAAUUCUACUAUAAAAAAUUUGAAUUCACAAUUAUCUCGAACUAUUCUCGAAUGUGAUAAUCUAAAAAAGCAAUUAUCAGUUAGUGAAAAAUCGCGGCAAACAGCUGAAAGAAAUGCGUGUAAUCACAAAAUUAAACUGGAAAAGGCUUUGUCCUCAUUAUCUGAAGAAGAAGUGAUCAAUCAAGUGUUGAGGUCAGAUCGCGAAAAGUUGAGGACACAAGUGAAAGAACUUGAGCAGAACAAUGACAGUCUUACCGAUCAAGUUCGAGAUCUGAUGACCCAUUUUGAAGCGCAGUGCAAAAUUCAAGAAUCAGCAAAGGCUGGAGCAGAAAUACAAGAAGGCAAGGUUGUUAUAACUGAAAAAGCCAAAUUUUCAUCUCAGAAACGUCGUAAAAAAUGA
This is a messenger RNA of Dracunculus medinensis (Guinea worm), 1746 nucleotides long. NCBI's taxonomy places the organism in Eukaryota, Metazoa, Nematoda, Chromadorea, Rhabditida, Dracunculidae. The record is from the annotation of a GenBank genome assembly.